AUGGAAUCAAUAAAUGUUGUCAUCGAUGACACUAUCUCUGAAAAGGAUAUUGAUGAUGAUAGUGAUGAACCGAAUCUUAAGAAAAAUGAAGGUGAUGACAACAUGUCGCAAGGUGAGGAUGUUGAGAAAGAAUCACCGGAAAAGGAGUUUACACCUCCUAUAUCAAGAAGGGAAACCAGAUCAACUCAAGGACCGUCUAGUCCACUCACCCCUCCUGAAGUUCAACCUCCAAUCUCUCGUGAUGAGGAACCUUCCAUCUCUAAAAGACCAUCAUCAAGGGUAAUUCUCAAUCAUCCCUUAAGUAAUAUCAUUGGUGAAUUAGAUGAUGGAAUUCGGUUAAGAAAAGGACCUAUCUACAGUGCGAAUCAUGUGACAUACAACUGCUAUCUUGCUCAAUUUGAACCAAAGAAAGUGGAGGAAGCUUUGAAGGAUCAGAAUUGGGUAGAAUCCAUGCACCAAGAGUGCAUCAAUUUGUUAGAAAUGAUGUAUGGGAGUUGGUACCAAGGCCCAAGGAUACACAUGUAA
Messenger RNA from Quercus lobata, 525 nucleotides. RefSeq lists its product as uncharacterized. The record is from RefSeq and is a predicted model, not a curated record. The transcript has a single exon. NCBI's taxonomy places the organism in Eukaryota, Viridiplantae, Streptophyta, Magnoliopsida, Fagales, Fagaceae. The coding region runs from base 1 to 525 and encodes 174 amino acids.